This is a messenger RNA of Lycium barbarum (goji berry), 736 nucleotides long. RefSeq lists its product as uncharacterized. Lineage: Eukaryota; Viridiplantae; Streptophyta; Magnoliopsida; Solanales; Solanaceae. The record is from RefSeq and is a predicted model, not a curated record. The coding region runs from base 102 to 479 and encodes 125 amino acids. The transcript has 4 exons.
UUUAAGUCCACAUUAGAGUGUUCCCAACACUGAUAUAUUUCUUGGCAAGGCUCUUCUUAGUCAGUGUAACGCUAAAAGUUGCCGCCGGAAUUAUCUGAAGAAUGGGCGAAUGUACUCCUCCUCCUCGGAUUGGUAAGAUCGGGCCAUACACAGUGUUCAUGACCCCUCCAGCCACACCAAAACAGGCACCACCACCAGUUCAGCCUCAGCCGGUUCCGGUAGUCGACAAGUCAUGUCCAGUUUGGUCUCCCCCAAUGCAGUAUGAUAAACCCUCAUCUCACUCCUCUUUUGGCUUUUUCCGGAAUGCUCUCGCUAAACUUCAAAAUGCUCAUGCCAGUUUGGAUGAACAAGUUGCAUACUGGUUUGGCUUGAAUCAGUCAAAGUAUCAGUGGGCAUUAGAUGAUUACUAUGAGACCAAAACAAUUAACCAGGCCGAAGAAAAAGCAAAAGCUGUAGCUAGCAAAUUAGAGAAUGUAUGAUAUGCCAAAGGAGAGAAGGAAUAUCUCUGGAUUCACCAAUAUAUGUAUGUGAUAUAGGCAAGACGUACUGAUGCAUUGGGAUUUUUUUUUUUUUUUUUUUUUGGGAUGUAUCAGAAUGUGAUUGUCACACAUUUUUAGCUGCUAUGGUGCAGCAACUAACGAUGCUGCGUUGUAGGCCUCGCCCCAUGUAGUUUUCUGAAGAAAGCUUUCUGUUGUUAUCUUUUACAAUAUAUCUAUGCACUUUUGUUACUGGGUAA